AUGGUCAUAGAAAUGAUACUGGCCGUCCUAGUGGGAUGCUACAUCAUCUCUUCGUUGAUUUUGUUUAAAUUUCCCAUGCUGGUACACAAGAGGAAAGACGUGAAGUUCGUGUGUCGUCACAUCAGCCAUCGAGGAGGUGCAGGGGAAAAUUAUGAAAAUACAUUAUCAGCUUUCAGACAUGCAGUGGAGCUGGGUACUGACAUGCUGGAGCUGGACUGUCAGCUGACCAGGGAUGGCCAGGUUGUGGUAUCGCAUGAUUCUGUCCUUGAUGUGCGGACAGAAUUAAAGGGAGCAAUAUCUGAGUAUGACUACGCAGAACUUCCACCAAUCAAAGAGCACAUUCCUAUAGACUUCAUGCCUGGAACUUCAUUUUCAAGCAAGAGUGAAGACAGGAGAUUUCCACUGCUUGAAGAAGCGUUCCAACAUUUCCCGAGCACCCCUAUCAACAUUGACAUAAAAACUGACAAUAAUGAGCUCAUUGAAAAAGUUAGUGAUCUGGUCAAAAAGUAUGGGCGAGAACACAUAACAGUUUGGGGCAACAUCAAGGAUGUAGUGACAAGGAAGUGCUACAAAAUGAAUCCCAAUGUUUGCUUGCUCUUCAGCGCCAGGCGUGUGUGUGUCAUGCUCCUUCAGCUCUACACGGGAAUACUGCCAUUCAUGCCUGUCAAGGAAACUCACCUAGAAAUUUUCAUGCCAGCACAUAUGAUGAAAAUCUACAGCAGUCGUUUUGAUGUGAAAUGGUGGCACAUCCUUGUUGCAAAAAUUGCUAACACGCUACUUAUUAGGCGCUCUCUUUUUGAGCACCUGUCCAAAAGAGGAGUGCAGACAUACUUAUGGGUGAUGAACACUGAAGAGGAUUUCCGCUGUGCCUUUGAAACAGGAGCUACAGGGAUAAUGACAGACUAUCCCACUAAACUGAAGACAUUCCUUGAGGAGAAUCCUCAGUAUUGCCUCAAUCAUAAACUCAGCCUCACUUAAGGCUACCUUUCAUCUCUUCACAUGAUCACGUUUGGUUCACAUUAAGUGACAACAGUGGUUAUGAAGUGUUGAAUAAUCAUCUGUUACAUCCAUGUAAGUACAAGGAUACAUUGCAAUAGUUUUGGGUGCUGAUGCAUGUUGUGUUACAAAAAAUAAUGAACGUAUUUGUGGAGGUUGAUAGGCCUCCAAGAGCUUCUUUUUAUUUUUUCAUAAGUAUUUAAAGACUGUACUUAAGGCAGUGGUGCAGUAAUUUAUCAGGUUCAUGCCCCUCGUGAUAUCUGUUGUUCAUGCAGAAAUAAGAGUAUGAUAUGUAAAAUGCAAUCUAGAUUGAAAAGUCUUUAUCAGUGCCUAAUUUUAAGAUUGAAGUUUCCAUCUGUAUGUGUAUUUGAAAAGUAACUUUGUUUUAUAUUUUUUUCCUGUGUUUCAGUAUCUAACAAAUUACAGCUUGUCAUAGGAAGUAUUUAAAAUACUGAUCUAUAAUUUCCAUUAUAUAUCAGUAACUUCCUGCCUUAUUUUUUUAUGUAGUAUCAGUUGCUGAGAGCUUUAUCAAAUCAGUCACAUAAUUUAAGCACAGCAGCGCAACAGGACUUUGCUCACUCUGUAAUUCAACCACUUACGCAGCACUUAAACAAGACUUGCUAUUCAAAGGUACCAUUGGAAUAUUGCAUUGCUUUGGAAAAUAGAAAAUGUAGCCUGACAUGAUAAGUAGUAAGUAAUAAUGUAGUAAUAAAAGAAUUAUUAUUUAUUAUGGAUUCUAAUUAGUAUGUAAUAUGCAUUCAAUAAGACACUUAACCAGAUGGAAGCACUAGUAGAUGAUCACCAGCAUAUUUAGAAAGAUGAAACCCCCUCAUGUGGUUACCAUAGUAUGUAGUUAUUUAUUCUUCUUUCUGGUCAUUUGAGAAUGCUUUACCUCAGACUAUUAUAUUAUAUCUAUUACCUAUGUGUGUGGAAUUAUGGCUUCUGUUGACUUUAUGAAAAAUUAUUGAUUAGUUAUGUAAUUAUCUCAAAACUGCUCAUUGGAUGUCAGCCCAUGUCAUCAGUUUUAGCAAAUCAUGAGUGUCAAGUCAAACAAAUGUCAUAAUUAUAUAUGUAUAUAAGAAGUAAACAAAAGAUGAUCAAGGUUGUAGUAUCACCAUACUCAUAGGAUUACUGGUCACUACUUACACACAGCUAUUUAGUACAUGCUGAUUAUACAUUAGUCAACAACUCAUAAUUAGAUGUGUUUGGAAUAUUUUAAUCUUACUGGGAAGGUACAACAUAAUAUAGAGAAAAAGAAAUUGUAUUCUUCUCACUUUAGCAGCAGAUGUGUCCAAGUGGUGGUAGGAGCCACAAUAUAUUUGUGGAGUUUGGUUCAGUUUAAUGCAUUUUUCCUUGUGUUACAACAGACUUGACUAAAAUGACUGAGGAGACAAUAUAUCAUCAAAUAAUGUCUAAAUUAUUUUUUAUAUAUCAUGUGAUGAUUAUAUAUAAACUACAUAACUUUGGUAACUACCUGUUCUGGCUCAUGUUCAUGAUUUAAACCAAAUGCUUAAAGAUUUCAAACACUUAUCUUAGUUGUUGCAAUGGAAGUAAUGUAUUAUGAAUUCUUGAGCAAAAAGAUAGAGCAAAAAUGCUAGUACUCAUUGUUCCUUUUCAGAAGUUCUACAUCAUAUAAUUUUGGCUGCAGCAUAUGAAGACCAAUUCAUGCUUUUUUGUACAAAGCUGCUAUUGUCUUCCUGCUACUUUGUAAUCCAUUCUGUAAUCCUCAGGGGCAGUGGCAUGAGCAUAGUGUAAACCAAACAUGACUGCUUAUUAGAAUGCAAAAAUCUUAGCAAAGCAAAGCAGGCAAAUUACAUAAUUGCUUUUAUACUAGAAAUGGUGAAUGGUGUAUGCAAAUUAUAACAGAAGUGACUCAGUCUGUCAGUUGUUCAUUGCUUAAAGUCUGCUGUCUUCUGUGGAAGAUUUUAUUUAUUUAUUUAUUAUUAUUUAUUUGUAUACUAAUUAAUUUACUUCUGGUGCAAAAAUAUCAGUUUUCUCAUAACCAGUGAUCUAUGAAAGAGGAGGUAUUAGAAAUAGGACAUAUACAUAAUUAUUCUAGAAUUUUGGAAAAUAAUUCUAAUUUUUCUUGUAUAUUUGUAGAGUUCUUGCUAAUGCUUGACUUCUGAAUAUUUUGCAAGUAUGUAUUGGUGUAUAUCACAUUUUCAUGGGAGGCAUACUCACCUCAAUAUAUCCAAAGGAGCAUCAGUCAUUUAUAUUUCAGGUGAGAAUUAGAAUUUAACAUCAAUAAAAGUUCCAGUGAAUGUUUCUUAAGGAAAGUUGGGUUGUUUGAAGACCUAAAUAAAUGUGUACAGUACUGCUGUUUUCUUAGAUCAGUGGUUGUGAGAUUU
Messenger RNA from Portunus trituberculatus (swimming crab), 3344 nucleotides. RefSeq names its product lysophospholipase D GDPD1-like. The record is from RefSeq and is a predicted model, not a curated record. Gene Ontology annotation, molecular function: phosphatidylcholine lysophospholipase A1 activity; phosphoric diester hydrolase activity. NCBI's taxonomy places the organism in Eukaryota, Metazoa, Arthropoda, Malacostraca, Decapoda, Portunidae. Gene Ontology annotation, biological process: glycerophospholipid catabolic process. The transcript has 7 exons. Bases 1 to 978 code for a protein of 325 amino acids. Gene Ontology annotation, cellular component: endoplasmic reticulum membrane.